Trypanosoma theileri is the source of this 2382-nucleotide messenger RNA. RefSeq lists its product as uncharacterized. Bases 1 to 2382 code for a protein of 793 amino acids. Gene Ontology annotation, biological process: Golgi to plasma membrane transport. The transcript has a single exon. The record is from RefSeq and is a predicted model, not a curated record. NCBI's taxonomy places the organism in Eukaryota, Euglenozoa, Kinetoplastea, Trypanosomatida, Trypanosomatidae.
AUGACUACUAUUACAUCCCUUGUUGGUAGUAAUAAUCCCACUAUUCCAACCUCAACGGCGGAAUCUCAACUAUUGCAAUUACUCAUUCAUGCCGGUUAUCAUCGUGCCCGCCUGCAGUCAAUUCCUCUUUUCUCUCGUAUUACCGGUGGUCUCCUUUGGGGAUUACGGCAAGCCCAUUAUUAUUAUCAUUAUCAUCAUCACUCACUAUCACUAUCAUCAUUAUUAUUAUUAUUUACAGAGAACCCGACGGACCUGCGAGUGAAGCUGCACAUCGCUGAGUAUCUCUGCAAAGCCCUUCAACAGUUGCAGUGUCCAUAUACUAUUCACCCGCAUCAAAUACAAGGAUUAGAUAGUCUCUCCCUACUCCCUAUUGUGGAAUGGCUGUUGGAAAGAGUAAAGACUAUACGGGGAGAAGAGGCGAUGGCAGUGGAGGAACACACCGCGUGGGAUUUCUAUCGUCGCUUUGGUACUCCACUUCCACAUAUUCUUUCCACCUUGUCUACAUCCACACUAAUGAACCCACAAUCUCAACAAGGAGAAGAAGAAGAAAAAGAAAAAGAAAAAGAAGAAAAUAAUAAUAAUAAUAAUAAUAAUAAUAAUAAUAAUAAUAAUAAUAAUAAUAAUAAUAAUAAGGAUCGAAUGUCUGUGGAGAGUGAAAGGUGGAUGCCUACGGUGUAUGCGAUAUUACAUCCCAACAAUCGUUCUCCUGCUCCUGUGAGACAAUACAUUGCAGAUAUCACACAUCACAAUAAUAAUAAUAAUAAUAAUAAUAAUAAUAAUAAUAAAGAUAAUAAUGAUAAUGAUAAUGAUAAGAAGAAUAGAAAGUGUGUGGAAGAUGGCCGUACUGUUUAUACCUCACCGCUGGAACAUGUAUCCUCUGUGCUGUUGGAGUACGGUGUGCGGUAUGAACUGCGGGAUCCCAUUCUUAUUAAUACUACUAUUAAUAUUAAUACUAACACUAUACUGGAGUCCACAAUAGAAAGAGAAGAAACUACAACUGUCAACACCGUACACAUUGUGAAGAAUAUAAAGAGAGAAGGAUCAUCAUCAUCUCAACAAGAAGAAGAAAAAGAAGAAAAAGAGGAACAGUGUAUGUUGGAUACACUUAUGCCGUACAUGCGAGCAUACCGUGAGCGAAGAGAUGCAAAACUAUCGCGUUCAAAACUGCAGGAUUUUAUAUACACAACUCCAACGAUAUUCAUACCUGUUGAGAUGCAGAAACUUCCUAAUGUCUAUCCACAAGGGAAAGAUAGAGAAGAAAAAGAAAAACAAGAAGAAAAGGAUAAACGUGAGAAGGAAUAUGUUCUUGUAAAGGCCAAGUUAAACCGCAAACAACAGGCCACUGAACGUUAUAUACAUAAAUGCCAGGAACUCCAACAACAUUGUGUGGAACUGGAAGAAGAUAUCAUCCACAAACAAUCUCUCAUAAAGACAAGAGAAGAAAAGGCCUCACGGCGAAUGAAUAAACGAACAAGUCGAUUACAACAAUUACAUGAAGUCCAUCAACGUGUAUUGGAUGAUCCCACACGUGCAGCCGCACUGCAGCGAUUAAAAGAAUUAUUUCAACAAAGAGAUGAACUGCAACGUUUGGCUGAACAACAAAAACAGGAUGGACGACAACAAAUAGCGGCUAUGAAAGCAGAAUGUAAAUCUCUUGCCGCUCGUAUAGAGAAAACACAUCCUCCUCCUCAUAAUAAUAAUAAUAAUAAUAAUAAUAAUAAUAAUAAUAAUACUAUUGAGGAUAUAGAUAAGGAACUUUUAUAUGAAAAGGAUCGUCUGCAUAUGGCGGAGGUGGAAUUGGCUUCAUUAGAUCAACAGGCGGUGGAAUUACUGCGCCGCACAGACACACAUCCCACACGGGCGGAGUUACUGCAGAUGUCAUUACGUAUUUCGGAAUUAAAUGAAGUCAUCGCACAUGGACACAGUGAAGUUCAGAUGGCUUUUACACAGUUUAACACACAGACAGAAGUAUUGAAGUGUUUGCAGAGUGAGAAGAGUAUUAUGGAAGAAUUAUCAAAUGGAACGGAACAGUAUCUACGUAAUGUUAUUGGCUCUACUAAUAGUAGUAAUAAUAAUAAUAAUAAUAAUAAUAAUAAUAAUAAUAAUAAUAAUAAUAAUAUUAAUGUUAAUAAAGAUGAUGGUGUGAAACUAAUGGCGGCGUAUACACGUGUAGAGAGAGAACUGCAGGAGUCACUCAACACUCUACUAGAGCGAAGAAAAGAUGUGGAGAUGCGACUCUCUGCAGUGAAGAGGGAAUAUGAUAUGUGGAUAGAUAAACAACAGCAUCAUCAGAAUAUACUGCGGGAGUUGAGAAGGGAAAUGGAAAUACAUAAUGCUCUAGAGCAGGAAAAAGAAGUAUUUAUCCUUGGCGAUUAUCCCUGA